AGGGAGAAGGCAGCUGCUGGAAGCAGGAUCAUUCACCAUCAUUCACCUCCUUCUCAUGGAGGAGAACAGCACAACAAACCUCACCCUGAACAAUACAUUUUAUGGAUCUCUGGAUUGGGAGGAAUAUGUCCCAGAUCAAUGCUCCAGCAUUCCCUACAGCCUGAUUGCCUUUGCAGGGGUGUGCCUGGGGAUUUCCCUCUGUGGGCUGGCGGGGAAUGGGGUGGUCUUGUGGUUCCUGGGCUUCCACACAAAGCAGAGCCCUUUUACUGUCUACAUCCUAAAUCUGGCUGUUGCUGACUUCUCCCUGCUCCUCCUGUUUCUCCUGCUUCUGUUGGCUUUUCUGUCCGUAGCAGCAUUUUGCACAUCCUUGCUUCCUUUUAUUCAUCACUAUCAGCAUUUUGUGUUUGCCCUUGGGUUCCCGUGCCACGUGUUUGACCUGAGCAGCCUGGGGCUGCUGGCAGCCCUCAGCGUGGAGCGCUGCGUCUCCGUCCUCUGCCCCAUCUGGUACCGCUGCCACCGCCCCCGGCACCUCUCGGCCGUCGUCAGCGGGGCCCUCUGGGCCCUUGCCGGGGUUUUUGUUUCCUCCCUCUACCUCACCUCCACCUACACUGAGGACUCUGAGACCGUCCUUGCAGGUGUAGCCCUCGCCAUUUCCAUGGUUUUUUCCCUCAUGAUGUUGGUUUCCAACCUGUUCCUGUUCCUCAAGCUGCGCUGUGGCUCCCGGAGGCGGCAGCCAGGGAAGCUCUUUGUGGCCAUCCUGCUCAACGUCCUGCUGUUCUUUGCCUUUGGCAUCCCUUUCUGCGUGGAGGUUUUCCUCAAUCUCCCUGAUUCCGGUGGUUUAUUCCCAGAAGACCCCUCUUUGUUCCUGGCACUGCUGAACUGCUCCCUCAACCCGGUGAUUUACGUGCUGGUGGGGAGCUGCCGGCGGCGCCGCUUCCAGCGCUCCGUCGGAGUCGCUCUGCGGACAGUGUUUGAGGAGAAAGCCGGGAGUGACGAGCGGAGCCACGGCCCUGGGGACACUGUGGUGGAGGUGACAGCUCUGUGAGGCACUUCUGGACAUGGGGCACCCCAGAGAGCCUGAGGGGACAAGGAGACUCCAAGCAGCCUAGCCAGGCUUUGUCCAUUUCCCCAGCUGUGUUUAUUCAGCAUGGAACUGCCCUUGCUGACCCAUCUACAUGGAAUAAACUCUGCUGAUGAAGCAAAACCUGCAAAAAUCGGCGGGACAAGGGGUGUUGGCUUGGUGAUGGUGGAAUUUGGGGUUUAGGGGGGUAAGAGAUGGGUGAAAAUUACAAUUUGGGGAAAAUGGAGAGGAAAAAGAGAGAAAGGGAAAGAAAGGGGAAAGGUACAAAUGGAGAGAGAGAGAAAAA
Haemorhous mexicanus (house finch) is the source of this 1367-nucleotide messenger RNA. RefSeq names its product mas-related G-protein coupled receptor member H-like. Bases 56 to 1045 code for a protein of 329 amino acids. Gene Ontology annotation, cellular component: membrane. Gene Ontology annotation, biological process: G protein-coupled receptor signaling pathway. Gene Ontology annotation, molecular function: G protein-coupled receptor activity. The transcript has a single exon. The record is from RefSeq and is a predicted model, not a curated record. Lineage: Eukaryota; Metazoa; Chordata; Aves; Passeriformes; Fringillidae.